GCGCGCCGCGGCGCUCGUUGCCUAGCGACCAUGGCGGGGCGGCGGGCUCGGGGCCCGCUGCAGCGGGUGCAGCGGCGGAGCCGGGAGCUGCAGGAGCAGGUGGCGGCGCUGCGGGCAGAGAGCGCGGCCGUGGUCCCCGGGCAGCGGAAGGCCCUGUCACAGAGAUGUAUGCAGCUGAAGAAAUCUGUAGAGGAGAAUGCAAUUGUACUUCAUAAUUUGAAAAAGGCUGAUGAGCCUGCACCUGUAGGGAAUUAUAAUCAGAGGAAAGAAGAAGAAGAAAAACUAUUGCGAAAACUCUCUCAGCAGCUGCAGAAACUUGCUGUGAUCUUGGAUCAGGAUAAUGGGACUACAAGUUACACUGUAGAUGGGGGGAAUCAGAAGGAUGCUCAAACAGAAGAUGAAAAUGAAGAGGAUGAUGGUGAUGAAGAAGAAAGUAGUGAGGAGGAAGACAGCGAUGAAGCAGAUGAUGAAGAUAAAUUGUUGGAUGAUCCAGAUGUUAAAGAAUGUAUUGCAGUGGGAAACUUUAAUGCACAGCAAGAAGGGGACCUCACAUUUAAAAAAGGUGAAGUCCUGCUUAUACAUGACAAGAAGGCUGAUGGCUGGUGGGUAGCUGAAAAUUCAGAAGGGGAGAGAGGCCUUGUUCCUAAAACCUAUCUUGCGGUCUAUAAUAAAGAUGAAGAAAGCCAAGAAGACAGUGAAGAACAGAUAGAGGUGGUAGAUGAAACAGCAGAUGGAACCAAAAUUAAAAAAAGGACAGAUUCUCACUGGAGUGCUGUAAGAAAAGCUGUCACAGAGAAUGACACAGUAGAGAUAUUGGCAACCAUGGGAGCUGUUCCUGCAGGAUUCCGCUUAUCCACACUUUUCCAGCUCUUAGAAGAUAAUCAAUUUCGAGCAAGUUACUUUAUACAGCCUGAACUUACUCCCUCCCAGCUGGCUUUCAAAGACUUGGUGUGGAACUCUGAAAAAGAUACUAUUCAUCAAAGAACAACUCGAAUAUCCAUGAUUGUAACUUUAUGGAGCUGUAAAAUGAUUCCUCUCCCAGGAGUCAGCAUACAGGUUCUUAGUAGACAUGUUCGACUUUGUCUAUUUGAUGGCAAUCGGGUGCUCAGUAACAUUCAUACAGUGAGAGCUACAUGGCAACCUAAAAAUCCCCAAACAUGGACCUUUUCUCCAAGGGUAACAGGCAUUUUACCCAGUUUGCUAGAUGGUGACUGUUUCGUCAGGUCCAAUUCUUCAUCUUCAGACAUUGGCAUAUUAUUUGAACUUGGCAUCACUUAUAUUCGCAAUUCAACAGGUGAAAGAGGAGAGUUAAGUUGUGGCUGGGCAUUUCAGAAGCUUUUUACUUCUGAUGGAAUGCCUGUUUCUUCCAAGACAUAUGAACUGCUACUAAAUGGUGGUACUCCCUAUGAGAGAGGUGUUGAGGUUGACCCAUCAGUAUCAAGAAGAGCAAGUGGUAGCGUUUUUCAUCAAAUUAUAACACUCAGAAAGCAGCCUGCACUUCUCGUGAAACUGAGAUCAUUAAGCAUGCAGUCAAAAGACAUCCUGAAUUUGCUACCGGAAACAUUAAUUGGUAGUAUGUGCUACAUCCAUCUCUUGAUAUUUUAUCGACAAAUACUUGGUGAUGCACUCCUGAAAGACAGAAUAAGCAUGCAAAGUGCCGAUUUAAUCUGUAAUCCUAUUUUAGCAACUUUCCCUCAACUCAUGGAUCAACCAGACCUGAUGGAUGCACUUCGGAGCGCUUGGGCGGAUAAAGAAAGAACUUUGAAGAGAUCAGAGAAGAGAGACCAAGAAUUUAUGAAGUCUCUGUUUGCCCUGGUGUACCAUGACUCUGUCUUUCCUCUCCUCCAGUCCACUUUCCUCCCCAGUCACAAGUGGGCUGAUGAAGAGUCUGAAGCAUCUCGCUGGAAGGUCUGUGGGGCCUGGGUCUGGAUCCUCAUUGCUGCCACCUCCGUCUCUUUUCCACUGCUGCAGGGAUGGGUGAUGUAUGUGUCCCUAACCUCCUGCCUCCUCUCUCUGCUGCUCCUUUUAAGUUACCUCUUUGGAUUUCACAGAAACAACGAGAAUUGGAGAGUGCUGGACAGCUUGUAUCACGGUGCCACAGCCAUUUUGUAUAUGAGUGCUGCUGUCUUGCAAGCCAAUGCGACUAUCCACUCUGAGUCGGGCCCAAACUCGCCACUGUACUACCAGCUCAACAGUGCUGCAUCGUUCUUUGCCUUCAUUACGACCUUCCUGUACGUCCUUCAUGCCUUCAGCAUCUACUACCACUGAGCCUGGAAGACAUAACAGCCUUUGCAACUGCAAAAUGUCAGCUUUCCCAGAGCGAGAAAAGUACAUGUUUCCAGCAAGGAUUUCCCUGCCCUGAUACUGUAUUGUAUCCCAUGGAGAUGAUGGUUAUUUUUGUCGCUGCAUUGAAGGAGGGAUUUUUUGUAUGGUUGUGUCAUGUCAGUGUGGUGAUAGGGGACAGUUCUCAUCUGGUCUGUGCACUCUGCUUUCCUGCAAGGGGAGGUAUUCAGCUGCUCAUGGCACUGCUGAUUCUCUCUCUGAUGGCUGCUGCCCUUUCCUGGCCCAGAACAGCUGUGAGACCAGCCCUAAUGCAAAGAGCUGGUCAUGAAGCUUGCCACCAGACACUAUGGCUGGACAAUGGGAAUUGGAUAUGGGCUCUCAGCCAGCUGCUGUCCCUGGUGACCCACUGAGCCUAGCAAAGGCCAGGGACUCCCUGGAGAGGACUUCUUGGUGCUAGGCCAAACCUCUACUCUGAUUCCAGGUCAGAAUUAGGGCAAAGCAUGCCCCAUGCUGCCCACUGGGACAGCACUGGGCUUAUCCACUUUAUCUUGGUCCAGGUCCCUGUGCCUAUGGAGGCUCCCCAUGGCCCUGCUUCACAUCCCAGGUGAUGCUAGCAGUAAAUCUUCUCAAAGCACCAGAGCAACCCUGGGUGGAUGCAGAUGCAGAGCUGAGAGCUGCAUUGCUGCAGCAAACCUGACAGCCUGCCAAUGCUAGUGCCAUGUGCAGAGCAUGUAAAUGUUAUGUCCCAGAUCAGCAUUUAUUCAACCUUGCUAACACGUGCAGUCCUGCUGUCAUCCAGGGGUCUGUGCAUUGGCCUUAUAGGGGCUUGGAGAGCUUAAUACAGGCCCCUCUGAGCACCCUUGGGGCCCUUCUGACACAUCCCAUUGAGGCUGUAGGGGUCUUGUGCCCUGCAAUGAUCCUAGUGCAUUGCAGCGAUGCUUGUUUUUUAAGAUAGGUUUGAUCCUCCAAACUAUCUGGGCUCAAGAUAUGGGCCAGAGGAUCCCUUCCCUUUCAGGUCACAUACUUGUGGGCAUUAUAUAAAAUAAGGCGCAGAUGGUAUGGGUCCAACUACCUCUACCUCAAAGUAGGGGCCCUCACCAUCUCUCACCUAAUGUACUCAUGAGAAAGGUUUGUCUGACCCUUCUGACCCUGCAGCUAUCCUGAGAAGUCUGCCCCACAGCUUCCUCCCCCCACCCCCCAAAAAAAUCCCAUUGUCUUCCUUUCUUACACUUGAUGCUUCAGAUUUCUCCAUGUCCCUUGGGGACAGGACAGCUGUUUAUUCCCUGCAGCACUUUCGCUGGUUCCUCCUUCCUGCCCACUGCAAAACUCUCCAUCAUGCUCCCAGAUCUGCAUCCAACCCCCAGAUGGCUCUGCUGUGUCAGUGCUGCUGGCUUGCACUGUCUUGCCAACACACCCAGUGCUACCCAGGCUGCUUUGUCCAAGCCCUGGAGCUGGGGCACUUGUUAUGGGGAGUGGAGCAGCAAGAAGGCUAGUGGGAGGCCCUUGGCGAGAGGUGACAGGAUCAGCGCCCAUUUUUGGAGCUACAUGUGCUGGGCAUGCAGGGCCAGGGAGGAGGCAGCUGCAUCACUUGCUUCCAAGUCCUGGCACCUGCAGAGUGGAAAGCGCUGUACAUAGGGCCUGGCCUAAAGAGGUGCUUCUUCCAGGGAGUCACUGGUGUGCAGAGAGUUAAUGUGUGCUGCUCAUCUCUGGCUGUCAUGGCCAGAGUCCUGUGACUUUGCUGGGCAUCUGAGUGAGUUUGUCAGAAAGAAAUAAGUGCUCUGUAUUAUGGAAAAGGAAAAUGACCUCCUUGGGCUCCAGACUAGAAAAGCAAUUAAAAGAAAAUGAAAUGUCUUGGGAAAUACCAUUAUUUUAGGUCAUUUU
This is a messenger RNA of Rhea pennata, 4164 nucleotides long. Its product is annotated as nephrocystin-1-like. NCBI's taxonomy places the organism in Eukaryota, Metazoa, Chordata, Aves, Rheiformes, Rheidae. Gene Ontology annotation, biological process: myelination; protein localization involved in establishment of planar polarity. The coding region runs from base 31 to 2268 and encodes 745 amino acids. Gene Ontology annotation, molecular function: protein binding; structural constituent of myelin sheath. The transcript has 23 exons. The record is from RefSeq and is a predicted model, not a curated record. Gene Ontology annotation, cellular component: membrane; cilium; cytoplasm.